CACCUUUGUGUCACGAAAGUCUUGUUUUCUCAAAACUUUAACUGGGAGAUGAAAAAUAACGCGAAAUAUGAGGGAAUUUGAACUUCAGAGCUUAAAAUCGCUUAGAUCUGUCCCUCUAAUUUGUAUAAAAAUCACUAGCUCGUCAGGGAAAGAAAGUAAUCUGACAGUAAGUUUGCGUGAUACAGUAAACGCUGUGAAGGAUAAAGCACUUGGAGGAGAAUUUUCGAAGGAAUCUCCGAGCUAUAAACUUAUCCUCGCCAGAUCAAAUAGUGAACUGAUUGACUCGAAAACUCUUGAGGAAGAAAAUGUCCGAGAUAAUGACGAAUUAAUACUCUUCAGAAAACGACCUCACGCUACUGCUGAUGUUGCUGAAAAAGAAUGCAAAACUAGCUCUUACCAAGUCCCUGACCUGAAAGGGGUCAAGAAGCUAACUGCCAAGCUUCCCGCUGGGAAGAUAAAGGAACCGUCUCUCAGUUUGUCACCUCCCACUUUGGAUUUCAAUUCAGAACUUAGAAGGAUUCUCAUCUCCUUGAUUGACUCUUCCAUACUCCUUCAGUCUGUGAAUGCUUCUGAUGAAAAUGAUAGUGCAGUUCAAGAAGAGGACACUCAGCCUAAUGUUGAUCCAACUGUACUCAAGCAAUUAAUAGAUAUGGGAUUCAAAGACACAAGAGCUAAAAAGGCUCUGAUUUUGAACAGAAUGUCUCCUGUGCUGGCUAUGGAAUGGCUUCUACAGCAUGAAAAUGAUGCUGACAUUGACGAGCCUCUGACGUUAGGAGCAAGAGCUGGGAGAAGCUGUAGGAAAAGGAAGGAGUUUGUUCCCAAUCCAAGGGCUGUAAACAACUUGAAAGAAAUGGGUUUUCAGGAGGAAGAAAUUCUUGCAGCACUCAAAGCAACUGGGAACAAUCAGGAAGCUGCUUGCGAUUGGUUGCUUGGUGACAGACAGGGAGGCGUAGGAGAUGUCAGUGAAGGCCUGGACCAGUCUAGUCCACUGUAUCAGGCCAUUAUGGAGAAUCCUUUAGUCCAGCUUAGUCUCAAUAACGCUCGAAUUCUAGGAGCAUUUGAAGACAUGCUAGAAAAUCCAUCGACAAGUUCAUUUUACAUUAACGACCCAGAAACUGGGCCAGUUUUACUGCAAGUCUCUCGGAUAGUGCAGGGGUUUGCUAGAUGAUACUAAACCAUGUUACUAAAUCUGUAAAUAUUUCGUGUAUCAGAGUAGUACAGUCUUGUAACUCUUCUGAAUAGAGAGUCUUAUUUGCUUGUCAUAGGAACAUGGCCCCGUAACGAAGUAACCGUAAUUGCGAGUUUCAAGAGGAAAAAGUCGGACAAUGACUUAAGUUACAAAUUUUUGCAUCUGUUUUCAAGCAGGGAUUUUUGUAGAGUGUAAGGUAGCUCACUUUUGGCGCACAGUGCAUGGAAACAGUGGGGAAUUCCAAGUCACGGACAACAAAAUUGUGUCCAAGUGACACUGUUACUGUGAAUAAGUUUCGCUGGUAGAAGUUCGGAUACUUAUUGUACCACAAGGGUACAUUUUCUACCCAAGACUUUGCUUAUAGUUUUUGUAAAGUGUUGAGUUCUAAAAGUGUUCCUGAAUCCGUUUGAUUUAUAUCGCUUUCGUUACAAAGUACCUCUUAAGUAAUGACACUGACCGCGGUUUGUGAUUCCAGAGAUUGGCAUAAUUAUAUUUUGUGCACCGCUAUUUUGAAUCCAGCCGAGUAACCCGGCAACUAACUUAUGACGUAAAAAGUCUUCUUCCUCAUGAUUACGAGCCUCACAGAAAAGGCAUUCUUGACUCAACGAAUGAUCUUUUGCGCUUGUCUGUGAACGGCACCCUGUAGCUUUGGCUGUAUGAUCAGAAGCUCGUUUCUCGAAAUUCCCUGUAACUUCACGGGCCCAUAGCCAUAUUUUUUUUUUUUUUUAAAUCUGAACCUGAGGAAUAGUGGGCGGGCCUGAGUUGAAAAACUAGUUUGUUUUUAUUUCGUUCCGUGAUAUUCUUACCGUUUGAAUUUCAAAACUGUCAAUAUCUCGAUCUUGCCCAUUAUGUUACUGGAAGCUUCGAGAGACGGGCCAAACGUGGCAGAAUUUUCAGACUAAAUAUUUAUUUUUCAUGAUAUGGUAUGGUGUGGUAUUUUCUGAGCAUUUAUUAUCAGUUUUCAAUGGCUAGGUUUCUAUGUAGAAUCUCAAAAGGGAGUGUGAGCUGUAAUCAGUUUCCAUACACCCUUGUUAAUAGCAGUGAUAAAAAAUAAAAAAAAAUAAAAAUUGAAAUCAUCUGGUUUCUGGUGCACAUUUCCCUUUUAAUAAAGCUAACAAGAAAGCUGAUAUUUUCUUUGGCUAUGGAAUUUGGAGAGAACAUUUUCUUCUAUUUUUUUUAAUUUGCUCAAAUUAUUCCUUUCUAAAAACCCAUUGUGGGACAUUUUGUGUUUUUUUUUUCAAGUUACUAGAAAGUUAUCUGACCCUAAUCCUGUGGGGGAAAGAAAGGUGUCUUGGCCUCCUUUGGUUUUCUCUCUCUUCAAUAUUUGCAAACCAAGGCAAGGGAUGUCAAAUAUUGUUUAAUUUUCUAUUUCUAUUUUCUUUUGUUUGUAAAAUAACAGACCAUUAGUUUGUGAUCAUAUUUCUGGUUUCGCCCUAGUAACCAUCAGCUGGUGUAAGUAGUUAUAACUUUGGAAUAAUUUCAAUUGAAUAUUUUAAUAUUUUUUUAGGGAAAUUUUCAAAAGUACAAUAUCUCGAUGCCGUAGCUCCUGCUUUAGUGAUGAAAAUAAACGAUAAAAAAGGUUUCUUCGUGUGUCGCCAUCGGUAAAGCUACUUCCAAGCCUAGAAAGAUUGCAAGAUAAGAUGUGAAUUAAACAAAGUGGAAUUCAUUGUCUAAGUUCAGUUCAGUGACGAAACACGCCUAGAACUUGACAGAGUUCUUGUGUGUGAAUAGGCGUAAUGUUUUUCUCGCGCUUCUCAAUCAAUCAAUCAAUCAUAUCCUUUAUUUAAACACGAUGAGGUUUAAAGCUGGGAGCUUGUGGGGUCGUGUAAAUAUGAUCACAAUAGCAAUAAGAAUAGUGUCACUUAAAAUCACUUUACAAAAUAUACAGUAAGAAUAAUAAAAAUGAUUUACAUUG
This is a messenger RNA of Stylophora pistillata, 3104 nucleotides long. Its product is annotated as ubiquitin-associated domain-containing protein 1. Gene Ontology annotation, molecular function: protein binding. The record is from RefSeq and is a predicted model, not a curated record. Lineage: Eukaryota; Metazoa; Cnidaria; Anthozoa; Scleractinia; Pocilloporidae. Gene Ontology annotation, cellular component: ubiquitin ligase complex.